AUGGCCCCGUCUUCGCGGAAUCCGACGACAUGGAACGAGUACGAUGGCGUGGCUUCUCCCACUGGCAGCGUUUCUUCAAAUCCCUUUGACGAGGAACGGGAGUUGCUCGAUGAUGACGAUGGCGCACACCUAGCCGGUCGAAACAUUGAGCGCAGACGGUCUUCCGUCACCGACCGUCUAGCCGCCAUGGCUGACGUUGGCGGCGUCAACAGCUUCCGCUCUUUUGCCCGUAGCUGGCAGCGCGCGGCUGCUUUCCCAGAAGUCAUUCCCCGUCGCCCGAGCUUCAUCUUGGCUACGGACCAGCAAUUGGCCGGCGACGCCGAGGAUGCCGAGUAUUCGCGGAGCUCUGACAGCCUCGACGCGGGCGGGCUUGGACGACGUUUGGAUGGGUCGCCGCGCCUGGGCAGUUCGUUUGCUGGCUCGAGCAGCAAUAUUGCGAGUGCGCAUUACAGAGAGCGGGAGGGCAAGCCGCUGGACGAGGAGAUGGCGAGCGGUGCGCUGCCUGCUACCUUUUCGAGCCAUUCUAGCGUCUUUGGGUCGUCUCCUUACUUGGCUACGGAGUCUAUUAUCGGUAGCUAUGGCUCAUAUCGCAGCGGAUAUGGUACGAUGGGCGGGCCGUCUCUCAUUCGACACCGACCGUCUAUUAUUCGAAUCAGCGGCCAAGCAGAGGAUGAAAGUGGCGAAGAGGAUAAUGCUGCCUUUGGCGAGGAGCAGCCGAUCUUGGUGAAGGAAGUCAAGCAGGGAAACAAGGUCGUUUUGACGGUUGACGGCCAGAGCACGCUGCCUCAGUCUGUCUUCAACUCGAUCAAUGCCAUCAUCGGCGUUGGGCUGCUGAGUUUGCCGCUGGCUUUCAAGAUGAGCGGCUGGAUUUUCGGUCUCAUCAUACUCACUUUGACGGCCGCCGUCACGGCGCAUACGGCCAAGUUGCUGGCCAAGUGUAUGGAAUAUGAUGCUAGUCUCAUCACAUAUUCUGAUUUGGCAUAUGUUUCGUUUGGCACUAGAGCUCGUGUUAUUGUGUCGUUUCUGUUUACGAUAGAGCUCAUUGCUGCGUGCGUUGCUCUCGUCAUUCUGUUUUCCGAUUCUCUUGCGCUCUUGCUUCCUGGUGUUGCGGGCGUUAAUUUUUGGAAGUGUGUGUGUGCUGUUGUCACUCUUAUUCUCAAUGCUAUGCCCUUGCGGUGGCUUAGCUAUACCAGCGUGAUUGGCAUUUUCUCUACGUUUUGCAUCGUCUGCGUUGUAAUUGCUGAUGGUCUCGUCAAAACAGAUGCUCCCGGCUCAUUGUGGCAGCCUGCCACUACGCAUUUGUUUCCUAAAAACUGGUUGGCGUUGCCUCUUGCGUAUGGCUUGAUGGCUAGUCCAUGGGGAGCUCACUCUGUUUUUCCUUCUAUUUACCGAGACAUGCGCCAUCCUCACAAGUGGGGGCGGGGUGUUGCCAUUACCUUUUCGUUUUCAUACGUCUUGGAUACCUGCCUCGCCGUUAUUGGCAUCCUCAUGUUUGGUGACGGCAUCAGAGAGGCCAUCACUUCCAACAUCAUCAGGAGCUCUGGCUUUCCCGAGGGUCUGACCAUCUUCAUGUGCAUCUGUGUCACCAUCAUUCCGCUCACCAAGCUACCACUCAACGCUCGUCCCCUCAUUACGACCGCCGAUGUCCUCUGCGGCCUUCAUCAGUCUCAUCACCACCACCACCAUUCUGCGGCUAAUCCCGCAGAUCGGCAAUCUGAUUUCAUCAAAUCAUGUCUCAGGGCAUUAGUUCGCGUCGUCGUCGUCCUCAUUUUGCUUGGCAUCUCCAUCCUGUUCCCGGCGUUUGACUCUGUCUGUGCAUUUCUCGGCGCUGCGCUCUGCUCUCUCAUCUCCAUCAUCCUGCCUAUUCUCUUUUAUCUCAAGCUUUACGGAAAGGACGUUUCGAUCAGGGAGCGUAUUGUGUUGCUGUGCUUGUUGGCGUUGUUUUCGGUGCUGGGGCUUGUGGGUACUGUGUGGACGUUUUUGCCCAAGGAUCUUAUUGGC
Trichoderma atroviride IMI 206040 is the source of this 2001-nucleotide messenger RNA. RefSeq lists its product as uncharacterized. Gene Ontology annotation, biological process: amino acid transmembrane transport; proline transport. Gene Ontology annotation, molecular function: L-glutamine transmembrane transporter activity. NCBI's taxonomy places the organism in Eukaryota, Fungi, Ascomycota, Sordariomycetes, Hypocreales, Hypocreaceae. The record is from RefSeq and is a predicted model, not a curated record. Gene Ontology annotation, cellular component: fungal-type vacuole membrane.